AUGGAGAAUGGCGGAAACAUGAAGAACGUGGUCCAUGAGAGAGAGGAGAGUUCCUUCUCCAUCCAGGGAACAAAUACGUAUGCAGCAACGAGCUCAGGGCUGGGCAGCGUGGGGCGCGAGAGAUGGAGCCUUGCGGAGGACACCGAUUUUCGGGAUAAAGAACCCGAUCUGCAGGAAAAUGGGGGCCGAGUGAUGUCAAGGGAUGGACACGUAGGGGCCCCCAGCGCGUUCCGGGAGGCCGCCUAUGCCCCGCGUGGCUUCCCGCAGCGACUGUCCCCGCUCUCGGCCGCCUACCACCACCACCACCCACAGCAGCAGCAGCAGCAGCAACAACAACAGCAACCGCUGCAGCAACAGCCUCCACCUCCUCCCCGGGUGGCGGGCCCGGCCUCCGGGGCGCGGGGGGUCCCCAACCCUCACCACAGCGGCUCGGCCCCAGCCCCCUCCAGCAAGGACCUCAAAUUUGGAAUUGACCGCAUUUUGUCUGCAGAAUUUGACCCGAAAGUCAAAGAAGGCAACACGCUGAGAGAUCUCACGUCCCUGCUGACGGGCGGGCGGCCCGCGGGGUUGCACCUCCCGGGCCUGCAGCCCUCGGCCGGCCAGCUCUUCGCAUCUCUAGACCCUAUUAACGAGGCUUCUGCCAUCCUCAGCCCCUUAAGCUCCAACCCGAGGAAUUCAGUCCAGCAUCAGUUUCAAGACACGUUCCCAGGUCCCUAUGCCGUGCUCACCAAGGACACGAUGCCCCAGACCUACAAGAGGAAGCGCUCAUGGUCACGGGCCGUCUUCUCCAACCUGCAGAGGAAAGGCCUGGAGAAGAGGUUUGAGAUUCAGAAGUACGUGACCAAGCCCGACCGGAAGCAGCUGGCGGCGAUGCUGGGCCUCACGGAUGCUCAGGUAAGCCAGCUUUGGACCGGAUGCAGUCAGUCCAUCCCGGUCCCCCGGACCCCUCCACCCCAGCCGCUCUCCUGCAGCGGAAACACGGAGACUUUGUGGACUCCCGACGUGAGGCAGGAGAGAGGAGAGUGGAGGAGAAGGACGGAAGGCACAGCCUGUCUCCAAAGAUGCGUGUCAACAAGCAGCGCCUGUUUAUUUUGGCCGGCGGGCAACAGAACCGCUGAGAAAGCAAACAGGCUGUGGGAGAUAAUAAUUACGGACCCGACUCCACAGCAAUUCGCUGUAGGAAGCAGUUUAUUUCAGAAGAGAUAGAAAUCCCAAAGCAAGGGAUUGUUGUUGGCUUUUUUUUUUUUCUUCUCUUCCUUCCAUCCUCCCCGCCCCCCUCCUUCUGCUGCUGCAGGAUUGUGAAAUCCCCAGUUGUGAGGAAGUGAAAACAUCAUUUCAAACGGAAUUACUUCGCCCUGGUCGGGCCAGAAGUCCGCCUGGAGCGGCCACAGUCCGAUUUUCUUAACGGCAUAAGCUCCGAAGAAAAAUCUCAGGUGGGGGGAGUGAGGGAGAGAAGGAAAACAGGUUUCUUAGAAUGCUUCCGAGCCUGGCAGCUGGCUCUGGGCUCUGCCUACUUGACUACUUUUCAAGAAAAUAACAAAUCUAUCAUGCCUGCCUUCAAUGUCCGAAUUCUUUCCCCACCCCCCCCACCCCCAAAUUCAAGAACUGGACUUUUUUUUUCUUUUUUGAGUUUUGAAACUAGAAGAGUCACCCUUCUGCCACACCCCUGGGUACUGAAUAUUCUGAGCAGGCAUAAGCCAACGGCAGGCACUUUUUAAAAAUGGUGCCUUUUGGUGCCCCCCCCCACCCCAACUCUGGGUCUCUCUGUCCGCCAUUGCACAACUCCCCUCCCCAGCACACACACACACUGGAAGGGCCCAGCCGUUUUCCACCAGCUGUGGAUGUUAUUUUUAAAAGGGAAGCUGGAACGUGUGUGAACGCAUUGGGUCCCCCAGGGGAUCGUCUGUAUUUAUAUAGAUUCUCCGCCCCAUCCCUACCCCUUUCUCCACUGUGCACAGGUUUGAUUCCAGAGUUUUCUGAGCUCACUGUGGGAUUACUUUUUCCUGGGCAGGGGCUGGGGGCACUCGUGCCAAGGAACUGCUCUUCCCUGGAAGGUCCAGCGGUACCCCCACUUCUGGAAUCAACUCUUUGAACCCCCCUU
Molecule: messenger RNA, 2101 nt
Organism: Myotis brandtii (Brandt's bat)
Lineage: Eukaryota; Metazoa; Chordata; Mammalia; Chiroptera; Vespertilionidae
Gene: HLX
Product: H2.0-like homeobox
Exons: 5
Coding region: 1-1206 (401 amino acids)
Molecular function (GO): sequence-specific DNA binding
Source: RefSeq, a predicted model, not a curated record